Messenger RNA from Prunus avium (sweet cherry), 768 nucleotides. RefSeq names its product AWPM-19-like family protein. NCBI's taxonomy places the organism in Eukaryota, Viridiplantae, Streptophyta, Magnoliopsida, Rosales, Rosaceae. The record is from RefSeq and is a predicted model, not a curated record.
UUUAAUAUUCAACGAUUUGUAUGUACUAUAUAGUUCUCUCCUGUCCUGCACCUGCACCCCUACAAGUGUAGCAGCAUUCAAUUUUCCUCUUGCUAUCUCCAUACUUCAAACUUCAAGGGCCUCAUGACUUCUGGAGGGCCAAAAUCAGCAGCAUCCAUUCUCUUGAUCGUCAACCUUGUUCUGUAUUUUAUUGUGAUUGUGAUUGCUUCUUGGGCUGUCAACCAUGGCAUCCAAAGGUCUCGUGAUAUAGCUUCUGUUUUAACAAUUCCAGCGCGAAUAUUUCCAAUCUACUUCCCAUUUGGAAACAUGGCAACCGGUUUCUUUGUGAUUUUCUCCCUCCUUGCUGGUGUUGUUGGCUUUGCCACCUCACUUACUGGACUUCACAACGUUGUCCAAUGGGACAGCCCCAACUUGCACACAGCUGCUGCCUCUUCUCUUGGAACUUUCUCCCUCACUCUUCUUGCCAUGGGAUUGGCUUGUAAAGAAAUUCAACUUGGUUGGACCAAUUCAAACUUGCGUACUUUGGAGACCAUAACAAUAAUAGUGAGUGCAACGCAGUUGUUUUCUACUUGUGCCAUCCAUGCUGGGGUUGAAGAUGUUAUUGUUCGAGACAGGAGCCACACUGGAAGAGUUUAAUCCCUGCAUGUUCAUCUUCUACACUUCAUAUGUUGAUGUAUUAUUGUUGUAUCCAUUACAACACAAUUUGUAUUCUGGGUGCUGUUUCUAUUUCUACAUUUUUUUUUCUCAUUGUUUUUUUUUUGCGAGAUU